Messenger RNA from Suillus fuscotomentosus, 309 nucleotides. RefSeq lists its product as uncharacterized. The record is from RefSeq and is a predicted model, not a curated record. Bases 1 to 309 code for a protein of 102 amino acids. NCBI's taxonomy places the organism in Eukaryota, Fungi, Basidiomycota, Agaricomycetes, Boletales, Suillaceae. The transcript is spliced from 4 exons.
AUGUCAACUUUCGGGACCCAGGCACGCAGGUGCGCUAAUACUAAGAGCUCCAAGCAGUCAUCUUGCAGUUCUGACUCAUCCUCGCACAAGCACGUCGCUGCUGCUGAUACCGAUGCCGAGCAUCGAGGAACCAUUCCUGUUAUGAGCAAACUUCACAUGCACAUAUUCGAUCGCUAUGGGGAACCUAGCUCGACACUUCCUACGAAACACAAGAAACAGGACGUUGAACAACGAUCGCACACGUUGCCCGUACCCAUACAGUGUGCUGCGAAUGCCCGAAUUCACCUUCGAAGUCAAUCGACGAAGUGA